Molecule: messenger RNA, 1369 nt
Organism: Vanessa tameamea
Lineage: Eukaryota; Metazoa; Arthropoda; Insecta; Lepidoptera; Nymphalidae
Product: tRNA N6-adenosine threonylcarbamoyltransferase, mitochondrial-like
Exons: 1
Coding region: 89-1330 (413 amino acids)
Biological process (GO): tRNA threonylcarbamoyladenosine modification
Cellular component (GO): mitochondrion
Source: RefSeq, a predicted model, not a curated record
UUUAUUUCACGAUAUUAAAAAAAGUAUGAUUUAUAGUGAAAUAUAACUUUUUCUCCUAUAUUAUUAUCAUCUCCUGUAUUUAAUAAAAAUGAUUACUUUAAGGAAUAAGUGUUUUACUUCUUUAGUAUUUAGAAGAACAAAAUCUAACAUCAAAAAUUACUCAAUAAUAACUAAUCGAAAUUUUUCAUGUCUCCUUGGAAUAGAAACAUCCUGCGAUGAUACAGGUUGUGCUAUUAUCAGUGAUAGUGGUGAAGUAUUAGGGGAAACUCUGCAAUCUCAAAAUUUAAUGCAUCUUCGCAAUGGUGGAAUUAUUCCUGAUGUUGCUCAAGACCUACACAGGAAAUACAUUGAACCAACCGUGGAUAAAACUUUACAGGCAGCUAACAUAAGUAUGUCAGAUAUUAGUGCUAUUGCUGUGACAUUACAACCUGGUCUUCCAUUAAGUCUUGCUAUAGGUAUGAAAUAUGCAAAGCAUUUGGCUAGAAAAUUUAAUAAGCCCAUCAUACCAAUUCACCACAUGGAGGCACAUGCAUUAGUUGUGCGAAAGGAAUAUGAUGUCUCAUUUCCAUUUUUAACAUUGCUUAUAUCAGGUGGGCACUGUUUACUUGCUGUUGCUCAAGAUGUGAACAAAUUCUUGUUAUUAGGAGAGAGUAUGGAUAGUGCCCCUGGUGAGGUCUUUGAUAAAAUUGCAAGAAGAAUGAAAUUACGUAAUGUACCUGAAUAUUCACAAAUGUGUGGUGGACAAGCAAUUGAAAUGGCCGCUUCAAAAGCAACAAAUCCCCACAUGUUUAAAUUACCACUUCCAUUAGCAGAAUAUAAAGAUUGUAAUUUUAGCUUUAAUGGACUAAAAACAUCUGUGUUGUAUCAGCUUUUUAAAAAGGAAAAAGUUCACAAUGUUGAUGCUGAUAAAUUAAUUCCAGAAGUAAAUGACUUAUGUGCGGCAACAUUAAUGGCUAUUUCUAGGCAUUUAAUUCAUAGGACUCAGAGAGCUAUAGAAUUUUGCAGUAAAAAUGAUUUAAUACCAGAUAAGAAGAAACAACUUGUGGUAUCUGGUGGUGUGGCAUGCAAUAAUUAUAUCUUUAAAUCUCUUACAAUGUUAUGUAAUGAGUUAGAUUAUGCCAUUUUUAGACCCACACCAAAGUUAUGCACUGAUAAUGGAGUUAUGAUAGCAUGGAAUGGUUUGGAAAAGUGGUGGAGAAAUAUUGAUAUAGUCACUGAUCUUAAGACUUUAGAUAUAAAAGCUCAAAGUCCAUUGGGUGAAAGUCUUGUUGAUAAGGUUAUUGAAGCAAGGAUACCAACUAAAUUGUUAAAAAUUAAAGUCAAUUUAUAAUAAAAUUUAUAUAAUGGUAAAUAAAUUAGAUACAACAGA